Messenger RNA from Teleopsis dalmanni, 798 nucleotides. Its product is annotated as zinc metalloproteinase nas-13-like. The record is from RefSeq and is a predicted model, not a curated record. NCBI's taxonomy places the organism in Eukaryota, Metazoa, Arthropoda, Insecta, Diptera, Diopsidae. The transcript has a single exon. The coding region runs from base 1 to 798 and encodes 265 amino acids. Gene Ontology annotation, molecular function: metalloendopeptidase activity; zinc ion binding. Gene Ontology annotation, biological process: proteolysis.
AUGAAUUUAAGACAGUUUGUAAAGUUACAAUUACUUUUAAUAUUUCUUAAUUUGACUUCAAUAGUACGGCAAGUGAGUUCAAAGGCCGGCAAUAAUAUUGAAGAUUUUGAGAAUUUUGAUAAUGAAAUUGAUGUGAACGAUCAAAGUGCUGAAGCAAAAACACGCAAUGCGAUGUCAUCGCCAUUCACACGUUGGCCAAAUCGUACAAUUGUCUACAAAAUAUCUCAAAACUACACAAAUGAAGAAAGGCAGACUGUGCGGAAAGCACUCGAUUUCUUUAAUAAAAAUACGUGUCUAAAUUUACGUGAAUAUAGUCCGUCAAGGGAUGGAAGUCGACGUUAUUUACACUUUACACGCUCUGAUCAAUAUUGUGGCACACGUGUGGGAUACAAUCCGUUAACGCCUUUCGGACCGCACGAUUUGACUUUAACACCAAAAUGCCUACAGAUGUCUGGAAUUAUACAACAUGAAACUAUGCAUGCAAUAGGUUUGUUUCACGAGCAGAGUCGAACUGAUAGAGAUGAGUAUGUGGAAAUCAAUUACGACAACAUACCCAGAAAAUUUUGGCCUCAAUUUAUGAAAUCGUCCAAUGCUAUUACAAGCACUUAUAAUAUAUCUUAUGACUAUAAUAGUAUGAUGCAUUAUUCUCAGUUUGCUUUUGCUAUAGAUCCAAAUGUGCCUACAAUUCUAGCAAGAGAUGGUGAAAAAUUAAUUAAUCGGACAAUGGGACAAAUUAUUGAACCUUCUGUUGCGGAUUUAACAAAAAUACGCAUUAUGUACAACUGCCCAAAGGACUAA